GGGCGGAAUACUUUUCUUGGGGGUUGAAGGAAGAGUGGAGGCACGGCGGAUAAGAGGGAGGAGAGAGGAGGCCGAGGCCGUGGUUACUACGCACGCGAGAGAAUGGCACGGCGUGGCGCGAGCGAGCGAGCGAUUGCGUUUCUGCCUGGCUCUUGGGCGACAUGCCUGAGUGCGGAGGAGCGGCAUUGCCAGGCAGCAGGAGCAAGACGACGAGACGAGGCGCGCAGCUGUGCCUGUCCCGCCUGUCGAAAAAAAAGACGACCAGAACUGCGUUCGGGAACCAACACGCUCGCAUACCCACCGACCUAUCUGCACCACAGAACCCGCGGCUCCACAACCAACAAACCAACAUCAAACAAUCAAACAAACCUCUCUACUCCGCUCCUCCGGACGAACACCAUGUAAAGACGAUACAACACAGAACUCACAUACAACCUAGGUAAUCUGGACGGACCUGCUGUACGAUACGAGACGAGACGUAGCUAGGCGCUGUAGAGCUGCUGUAUACUUGAAUGAAAGCUUGGACACGAGUGCGCGGAGUGGGAAUGCGACGUCUGUUGUGU
This is a messenger RNA of Aplosporella prunicola CBS 121167, 563 nucleotides long. RefSeq lists its product as uncharacterized. The record is from RefSeq and is a predicted model, not a curated record. NCBI's taxonomy places the organism in Eukaryota, Fungi, Ascomycota, Dothideomycetes, Botryosphaeriales, Aplosporellaceae. The coding region runs from base 103 to 405 and encodes 100 amino acids. The transcript has a single exon.